AUGAGACGAGAACGAAUUGGUAGUCGAUUUUUUAAGAUUUUUCUAUUAAUAAUGCUGUGCUGUCUAAUAUUUAUUUGUCGUAUCGAUCGGAAACAAGACAAAAGCAUACGCGACGGUCAUCAGUUUUCAGUCGUUGAAGACAAUGAAUUCUUUGUCAACACCACUGGAUGUCGAAUAAGUUCAAUGAAACCACUUUCGGAUUUGGCUCUGUCCUUCAUGCAGCCUUUUGAUCCUAUUGUGUGUAAAAUGGCGCAGUUGAUGGUCGCUGAAACAAUUGGAGGAAGGAAUUACUUAGUCAGAAACAUAUCAAAGUCAGGUCUUCUUUCAUGUUGUCGGGUGUGGCGCUGGAGACAAGUUUCCUGCAUGUAUCGGGAAUUUGUCAGGGUCGACGAUUCAAACAACAAGUACAAAUCCUGGAAGUUUUUCAAGCUACUGGAAGCAUCAAGGUAUCUUGAAGUGGGAACUGGGCAGCAACAUAUUCGCUUCUGGUGCUGGGUGGACUUUGCCAGGAUUAUUUUUCAUGAUGUCUUUUAUUUCCUACCACCGCCUUUGAAUGGUUCGGAAUCAUCUCGACAUCAGGAUCGUCUUUCCGUAAUGAUCUUAGGCAUUGAUUCUAUUUCUCACAUGCACUACCUACGCUAUUUUAAUCAGGUGGCCGACUUUAUUGAGCACUUACCCCACACAGAAUUCUGGGGCUAUAAUAGAAUCGGAAGAAACACCUAUCCCAACCUAAUUCCGCUGCUGACUGGUCUAUCUAACGAUGAGAUGGAGCGGACUUGUUACGAUGGCAGACCAAACUUUGACAAAUGCCACUUUUUAUGGGAUGAUUUUAAAAAGGCGGGAUACACCACCGUCUUUGGGGAAGACACUGAUGUAUUCGGAUUGUUUAUCUACCGAAAGAAAGGAUUCAAGAAGCAGCCCACCGACUUUUACAUGCGUCCCGUGAUGCCCGAGAUUGAAUCGCAUUCUUUAUAUCGCACAAGUUUAGAUUUAAAAUGCACUGGGCAUCGCCUUUAUGGAGAUGUGUAUUAUCAAUUCAUCUUGAAUCUAAUUCCACACAUGCAGCGCAUUCCAUUAUUCUCAUUUUUCUGGAAUAUGCACGGCGUUCACGACUAUUUUAACUUUGCCAAGCUGGUGGAUAAAGAUUACCUGAAUAUAUUGAAGAAAUUGUACGAGAAGGGAGUGAUGGAGCGCACUCUAAUUCUGUUUAUUGGUGAUCACGGCUUGAGGUUUGAAAAAUUUGCGCGAACUGCUGAAGGACAGCGACAGACGUCACAGCCGCUCCUAAUCGCAAUUUAUCCCGAAUGGCUGAAAAGAAAAUUCCCCCAAGCCAUGUCUAAUUUUCACCAGAACUCUAAGAGUCUUAUGACUACAUUUGACCUGCACGAAACCCUCAAAGAUGUAAUGCAUCUUGAUCGACUAACCGAUGCUAGCAUAAGUAAUCGAACGCGGUAUUUGGAAAACAGCCGAGGGAUCAGCCUGUUCCUACCCAUUCCGGAGCGCAGAGAUUGUCGUAGUGCCGAGAUACCGCGACAUUACUGCCUCUGCAACGAGCUAACCAUCAUUUCCACCCAUGGAAGUGCCGUUCAAGAGGCUGCCCAUUUUACAGUGGACAGGAUUAACGAUCUCAUCAAGCCUUAUCCCCAAUGUCAAAAACUGCUGCUAAAGGAAGUUCACGCAGCUUAUGGCGCAAAACGUGAAUCUGGAGGAAGACGCGACCUGUCACAGAUUAUGGUCCGUUUGAAGACGACGCCGGGAAACGGAAAUUUCGACGCAACCGUUCUUAUAAUAGACUUUAAUCAGAGGAGAACCCUGGAACUCGGAGGUCCUGUGACCAGGACUGACAAGUAUGCGCAUCAGUCCUAUUGCGUUCAAAACUACCGCAUAGAAAUGUAUUGCUAUUGCUUGUAA
Messenger RNA from Drosophila rhopaloa, 1911 nucleotides. RefSeq lists its product as uncharacterized. The transcript has a single exon. The record is from RefSeq and is a predicted model, not a curated record. Lineage: Eukaryota; Metazoa; Arthropoda; Insecta; Diptera; Drosophilidae. The coding region runs from base 1 to 1911 and encodes 636 amino acids.